Fusarium graminearum PH-1 is the source of this 1101-nucleotide messenger RNA. RefSeq lists its product as uncharacterized. The coding region runs from base 1 to 1101 and encodes 366 amino acids. The record is from RefSeq and is a predicted model, not a curated record. Lineage: Eukaryota; Fungi; Ascomycota; Sordariomycetes; Hypocreales; Nectriaceae. The transcript has 2 exons.
AUGACUGACCUCUCCGCCUUCAACAAGGUGGGCGACGUUAAGCCUAACGGACAGGACGGUUUCACCAAAGAUGGAAGCCGAGAUACUUCUUGUGCUCAGCUCACUGCCAAGUCCACUGGCCCUACUCGCAAGCGUCAGGAUGCUGGUGAUGUCGCUACUCUUGGCCAAGACCUCUCCGGCCUCGACACUCGCACCAAGUACACCGUCCAGUUCUGGUACCGUAUUGCUACAGCCCCUACCAGGAACAAUGACUGUACCCUUGAGGCCUAUAUCGGUAGUCUUCGAUUUUUCAACACUGCCAUCUUUGCCAACGAUGCUAGCGACAGCUACAUCCAGGUUCUCACCUCCACCACCGUUCCUGCCUCCCAGGGUGAGCUGAACUUCAAGACCACCUGUGCCAACGGAGAUUCUGCCUCUGUUCUCAUUGACUCCGUCUUCAUGUCCAACCAGGUCACUCCUGAGAACAUUGACAACUACAGACUUGACUUUGGUGAUGGCCAGAUUCGUGAGCCUACCAACUCUCCUGCUACCACUGCCGGCACCCAGCUUCCUCCCACUACUCAGCCUGCUGCUGCUACUACCACUUCCGCUGCCGGAAAUGGUGGCAACGGCAACAACUCUGCUCAGCCUACCUCUGCUGAUCAGAGUGACGCUACUACCCAGGGCAACUCAGAGUCUACCGAGACUGGUGCUAUCAAGCCAACCACUGCUUCCCAAGACGGCGAGGAGACGUCUCAGCCCACUCAGGGCAGCGGCUCCCAAUCUACUUCUGUUGCUGAUGGAGGCUCUUCGGCCACCACUAGCGCCGCUGGAAAUGAUGGUGAUGCUACUACCCAGACCCAGGGCUCUCAGCCUACAUCUGUCACUCAGGGCUCUGGCUCUGACGCCACUACCCAGUCCGAAGGCUCUGGCUCCCAGCCUACCACUGUUUCUCAAGGCUCCGACGUUACUAGCGAGACUCAGGGUUCUGGCUCUCAGCCCACUAGUGCUACUCAAGCCUCCGAGUCUGACGCCACUACCGAGACCCAGGGUUCCGGCUCCCAGCCCACCACUGUUUCUCAGGGCCUACCUCUGCUACCCAGGGCUCUGGCUCUGACGUGA